Peromyscus eremicus (cactus mouse) is the source of this 5155-nucleotide messenger RNA. Its product is annotated as cytochrome P450 3A25. NCBI's taxonomy places the organism in Eukaryota, Metazoa, Chordata, Mammalia, Rodentia, Cricetidae. The transcript is spliced from 19 exons. Gene Ontology annotation, biological process: oxidative demethylation; steroid metabolic process. Gene Ontology annotation, molecular function: iron ion binding; testosterone 6-beta-hydroxylase activity; oxidoreductase activity, acting on paired donors, with incorporation or reduction of molecular oxygen, reduced flavin or flavoprotein as one donor, and incorporation of one atom of oxygen. Bases 3293 to 4804 code for a protein of 503 amino acids. The record is from RefSeq and is a predicted model, not a curated record.
CCUCAACUGACUCACUUCUCUGGAGGCCCUUGAAAAUUCAGAAUGUUGUCCUGUUCCCAGACUUCUGGCAGCUCAGGGCACCAAAAAGCUAAGAGUCCUGGCUUUGGCCACCUUUGGAGAUGCUGGGUGUGCUUUGUUUUUCAACACUUCUGGCCAUUUUCCCACUGGAAACCAAGGUUGUGGGCUAUUCAGGUCAACAACUCCAGAAGCCCCAAUGCAUGAUGACUCAGGAAUGGGAGACACUCUGCAUCUGGGACCAGCUUCUAUGGUAGGUUCAUAAGGAGAUCUGAAAUUCUGACAGGACACUGAGCUCAUGGACCCAUUAGUUGGGGAACCAACUGUGCCAGAAGCUCUGUACACAUAUGUAAGAUGAUGACUGUAGAAAUUACCCCAGGUGUUUUGUUAUGAUCCAGAUCUGAUCAUGGUGAAGCAGCUGUUGGAUUGCCCAUGGCUCAACUGGCCUUUCUCAGAGUACUGGUGAAGAGAAUCAAGGCUUCUGACUUGAUUGCCCAACACCCUGCUCUUCACCAACCACGCAUCUCUUUCUGGGAUUGUGGAUGGAUAAAAUGGCCUGAGGAUUUUUGUGAGUCUCCAGUUCUGGUCAGCCUGAACCAUUUGAUUAACUACAUCAAUCACCACAUGGAUUCCUCAGUUCCAUCCAUUGAGCAAGAGAUAUCAAGACCAUGAUGGGAAAAAGACAACUAGCCAAACUUGUGGAAACACAUGAACUGUGGACCAAUAGCUGAGGAGUCCCCAUGGUACUGGACUAGGCCCUCUGGAUAGACGGACCCUAAACAGACCAGAACUGUCAAUCACCAGCAGUGAGCCUGAGACCAAGACCUGUGGAUCUGGCUCAAGUUAACUAGUAGUGACCAGGGAACCAGGCCAACAGCUGAUACUGUCCACUCUGAAAAUCCCACUCCCGAUGGAAAGAGCUGAGAGUGUCACAGAGUGGCAUCUAACUGCACAGUGCACUUUCAUAUGUCAGCAAGAGGAGAAGUGAGUUCAUGCUUUAGUUAAAAACAUGGUUGGAAGGUCAUGAGUUUGCUGAGAGUGGACUGUUGACCUUUGUCACCUGUACAUAACCGCCUCUUCAAACCACGUGCUGCUGGGGAGCUACGGGUGUCCUAAACAGGUAGAGAUUUCAUUUCCUGGAUAUUAAUCAGACCUGGCAUUGUCUUCCUGGCUCUGUGGACCUAGGUUCCUGGUAAGAUCAUCCCGUUCCCAGCUCUCUUAGUGUCGUGAAUCCUCUGACAGUUAUAACAUCUCCCACUCCCCCUUCCUCAAAUCUGGGGUCAAGAAUCUCAAUUUCUCCCAAAGUUGACUGUUUUAUAGGCAGGGAGAUGUCACAUCCCUAAGAGGCUCAGGAAGGGAUUAGCUUCAAAAUGCAGUUAAUGAAAGGUUUAUGAGCACAGUAAGAUCGACACUUGCUGUUGGCCAUCAGGGUUCUGACCCAUCCCCUAGUCUCAUUUCUUCUCUCAGCCUUACUUCACUCUCCAGUCAAACAGGUCUCCAAACAGAGUCUAACCCUGUCCUUUCUCCAAGUCUUCGCAUUGCAUAUCUGGAAUGUUCUCCUGGCUGUUCAUGGGACAUAUGCUUAAUUCUUAAUAAUUUUCAUUAAAAUAUUAACUUCUGGGCAGGUAAGAUAGCUCUGAGUGAAGAAACUUUCUGCCAAGCCUGAUGCCCUGAGUUAGAUUCCCAGGUCUCACAUGGAGGAAGGAGAGAACUGACUCCUACAGGUUGUCCUAUGACUUCCACACAUGCUCCAGAGCAUAUACAUGCUCCACACACUAGAGACAAACAGACAGACAGGGAGACAGGGAGACACACACACUCACACAAGUUAAAUAGUUUAUUUACAAAAAAACCCAACCAAUUAAGUUCUCAAAGAUGCCUCACUGACAUGCUUGGCUACUAGGUUCCAUUCUUUUUAAAUUUUUUUAUCUCUUAUUUUUUAUCUUUAUGUUUUUAUGUGUGUGGAUGCUUCACUUUCAUGUGUAUAUGCAUCCUAUGUGCAUACCUGUUGGCUACAGAGGUCAGAAGAGGGUGUGAGAUCUCCUAGAGUUAAGGACGGUCAUGAGCUGCCAUUUGGUUGCUGGGGACUGAACUCAGGUCCUCUGUAAGAGCAACAAGUCCUCUCAACUGUUGAGCCAUCCCUCCAGCCCCUCAUUUUAAAAUAAUUUUUAAUUUAUUUUUUCCACUGGCUUUUAUUCAUUGUACAUGACACUGGGUCACACAAAUGCAUCUUCACAUAGGUAUAAAUUAUAACAUGAUUUGGGUAUAUUUCCCUGUCCUCUCUUCCUUCUUCUCUCCUUUUCCAUCCCUCCUACUCUUGGUCCCCAGACAGUUUCUAUUGUACCUUCAUGUCAUAAACACACAUACAUUUUAUGUAUCUGAAUAAAGCUAGGAAUGUCAAAUGAGCGGAACAGCGGUAUUUGUCUUGGCACCCAGUCAGAUCCUUUUUGUCAGUGAAGUGAUUUGUGAUGACUAAAUCUUGUUUGCCUUCCUGUUGCCUGUCUCUCUCAAGAGUGUGACCUCCUUAAGUGUGGGUGAAGGGGUGUCAGUCUCCUUAUCUCCAUCUCCUCCAUGAGGAACCAUUUCUGCAUCACUGUAGGUAUUAAAGAGAAACAUGCUGACUAAAUCAAAGUCUGGGCUAAGAUAGAACACCCAUGAGAUACUGCUGAUGGAUCUGAGGAUUUUUUGCAGAAUUGGUUCCUUUUGACGACUGGUCCCCAGAUCAGCCACCUCUCCCAUGGAGAAUUUUCUCCCAUCACCCCAAGAGACUGGUCUAUUCAUAUGUCUAAGAAUGAAACAAUUCUCUGUUAGUUCCACCCACAUCCCUACCCUUUAGUAGAGUACCAGUACCGUAGUAUGUGGAGAAAAGUUUUGAGCAUCUGAUGGGUAAUGAUUUUUUGAACUGAAGCAAUCUCUCUUAGAGGGAGGGAGGAGGCUCCUGGGACUCAGGAAGUAAACACCCUUAUGCUGAAACUAAGAAGGUCUGUGAGGCUCCUUUUCAAGCAACAGAAGCAGUAAACACUUGCUGAGGAAAGGAGAACUCUGGGACCAGCCACUCUGCCUGGAGGAGAGACUGGCCUGUCCAAUGCCUAUCCAGAGUAGAACUCUCAGCUCCCUCUCCAGCACCAUGUCUGCCUGCUCACCACCAUGAGGAUAAUGGACUAAACCUCUGAAACUACUGGCCUCAUUGGAUCUCAGCUGGGCACAGCAGGGAAGUCCUGCAAGACUCUCAGCUAGGAGGGAAACUUGGAGCCAGAACUGCUGAAGGAAAGCUGAGAUGGAGCUGAUCCCCAACCUUUCCAUGGAAACGUGGGUGCUGCUGGCUAUCAGCCUGGUGCUCAUCUACAUAUAUGGGACCCAUUCUCAUGGGAUUUUUAAGAAGCUCGGCAUUCCUGGACCCAAACCUCUGCCUUUAUUUGGCACCAUUCAUGCCUAUGGUGAAGGUGCGUGGAAAUUUGAUGAUGAUUGCUAUAAAAAGUAUGGAAAAAUGUGGGGGUUUUAUGAUGGUCAACAGCCUGUGCUGGCUAUCACAGAUCCAGAGCUCAUCAAAGUGGUGCUAGUGAAAGAAUGCUACUCAGUCUUCACAAACCGUCGGCCUUUUGGUCCAGUGGGACUUAUGAAAAAGGCCAUCACCAUAUCUGAGGAUGAAGAAUGGAAGAGACUUCGAACACUGCUGUCUCCAACUUUCACCAGUGGAAAACUCAAGGAGAUGUUCCCCAUCAUUGGACAGUAUGGAGAUGCAUUGGUGAAAAACUUGAGACAAGAAGAAGAAAGAGGGAAGCCCAUCAUCAUGAAAGACAUCCUUGGAGCUUAUAGCAUGGAUGUAAUCACUGGUACAUCAUUUGGAGUGAACGUUGAUUCCCUCAACAAUCCAGAGGAUCCCUUUGUGCAGAAAGCCAAAAAGAUCUUAAAGUUUUCCAUUUUUGAUCCGUUUCUUCUCUCUAUAGUUCUGUUUCCAUUCCUUACUCCAAUAUAUGAGUUGUUAAAUCUCUCCAUUUUUCCAAGACAAUCAGUGAACUUUUUCAAAAAAUUUGUAACAAGGAUGAAGAAAAAUCGCCUUGAUUCAAACCAGAAGACCCGAGUGGAUUUUCUUCAGCUGAUGAUGAACACUCAGAACUCCAAAGGCGAAGAGUCCCCAAAAGCUCUGUCUGAUCUAGAAAUGGCAGCACAAACCGUUAUUUUCAUUUUCGCUGGCUAUGAUGCUACAAGCACAUCCAUUUGCUUCAUGAUGUAUGAACUGGCCACCCAUCCUGAUGUGCAGAAGAAACUUCAGGAUGAGAUUGACAGAACUCUGCCCAAUAAGGCACCUGUCACCUAUGAUGCCUUGAUGGACAUGGAGUACCUUGACAUGAUGGUGAAUGAAACUCUCAGAUUGUACCCAAUCGCUAACAGACUAGAGAGGGUCUCAAAGAAGGAUGUGGAAAUCAAUGGAGUGUUCAUUCCCAAAGGGACUAUAGUUAUGGUACCAACUUACCCUCUUCACCGGGACCCUGAGUACUGGCCAGAGCCUGAAGAGUUCCGCCCUGAAAGGUUCAGCAAGGAGAACAAGGGCAGCAUCAAUCCUUAUGUAUACCUGCCCUUCGGGAAUGGACCCAGGAACUGCCUUGGCAUGAGGUUUGCCCUCAUCAGCAUGAAACUCGCUGUCGUCAGAGUCCUGCAGAACUUCACCCUCCAGCCUUGUGAGGAAACAGAGAUCCCCCUGAAGUUCAGCAGGCAUCCAAUUCUCCAACCAGAAAAACCCAUCAUCCUGAAGAUUGUGUCAAGAGAUAAACCCAUAACUGGAGAAUGAAUUUCCCUCAGGAACCAUGCUAUAUUCUUCAAGGGGGCUGUGUCAUGGAACACCAGCAAAUUUAAUUUACCAUGGAAUGAAACCCAGAUGAAAUGAGCAUAAUGUACUUUCCUUGAUGAUUUAGUAUUCAGUAAUGCAUUGAACAUGCUCAGUGUCUAUACAGAGUAUCAUCUAUUAUGUGAUUCAAAGGAAACAAAGUCAGUCAUAGAUAUGGAGAUUCAUCUUCUGAUUCUUUUGGGACAAUCUACACUGAUUCCAAUUAGUUCCAUCAAUUCUGAACUCUAACUGUAGUAAUGGUUUCUCUUUACUUCUACCAAUAAUUUUUAAUAAAAUAGAAACUGUUGUAUAGAC